AUGUAUAUAUGUUUUAAAGGACCGAAAGAUAUUUUCUUCAAGUGCAAGCCUAUUAUAGGAUUGAAUGGGUGUUUCUUAAAGAAUUAUUAUGGUGGACAAAUAAUAGAAGCUAUUAGAAGGGACCUAAGUGAUCAAAUGUUGCGAAUAACAUAUGUUGUUGUAAAGAGUGAAGCAAAAUAUUCAUGGAACUGGUUUUUAAAAUUGUUGGCAAAUGAUUUAGAAGGUGUCAGGUUAUGCAAGACUUAUACAUUCAUCGGUAAUCACCAAAAGGGAUUGUUUCUAGCACUGGAGGAGUUUCUAAGGCAAUCCCUCAAAAUUGUGUAG
This is a messenger RNA of Lathyrus sativus (Indian pea), 324 nucleotides long. NCBI's taxonomy places the organism in Eukaryota, Viridiplantae, Streptophyta, Magnoliopsida, Fabales, Fabaceae. The record is from the annotation of a GenBank genome assembly.